UUCGCUGUCAUACUCGUAAAUCAGACCACGCACGCCGCAAGCCCAGCAAUUUGUGGUGCAAGUCAGUGGAAAUCGGCUCGGCCCAGCAGCCACGCUCCACUACCACCGCCACUUCCCCCCUUGUGUGUGUUUGUUGCCGCCACCAACCAACCCCGCUUUCCACGCACGACCAAAACAAGCCCGCAAGCAUGCACCUCGCUCGUGUUGCGACCCGGCCUGUGGCCCGCUACCUCUCCACAUCGGCUGCUGCCAUGUCCUCCAGUGGCCUCAAGGAGCGCCUCACGGAGAUUAUUCCCCAAGUGCAGGCUGAUGUCAAGGAGUUCCGCUCAGAGCACGACGACACUGUCAUUGGCACUGUGACCGUGCGCCAGGCCUACGGCGGCAUGCGCGGCAUCAAGGGCCUCGUCACAGAGACCUCCGUCCUCGACCCCGAGGAGGGUAUCCGCUACCGCGGCUACACCCUGCCCGAGCUGCAGGAGCUCCUGCCCAAGGCCGACGGCGGCGAGGAGCCCCUCCCCGAGGGUGCCCUGUGGCUCCUCCUCACCGGCGAGAUUCCCACCGUGGAUCAGGUCCGCGCCGUGUCCCGCGAGCUUGCCGCCCGCGCCGACCUCCCCAGCCACGUCGCCGACAUGAUUGCCAAGUUCCCUUCCACCAUGCACCCCAUGACCCAGUUUGUGUCUGCCAUUGCAGCCCUGCAGACCGAGUCUGAGUUUGCCAAGGCCUACGCCGCCAAGUCCGUCUCCAAGAAGCAGUUCUGGGAGCUCUUCUACGAGGACAGCAUGAACCUCAUUGCCAAGCUCCCCGUCGUCGCCGCUUCCAUCUACAAGAACACAUACGGUGACGGCAACGUCGCCUGCAUCGACCCCGAGCUUGACUGGUCUGCCAACUUCUGCAACAUGAUGGGUUACACCAACAAGGACUUCACCGAGCUGAUGCGCCUCUACCUCACCAUCCACGCCGAUCACGAGGGUGGCAACGUGUCCGCCCACGCCACGCACCUUGUUGGCUCUGCGCUGUCGGAUCCCUACCUCUCCUUUGCCGCGGGCAUGUCUGGCCUUGCUGGUCCCCUGCACGGUCUUGCCAACCAGGAGGUUCUCCAGUGGCUCACAGAGGUGCAGAAGGAGGUUGGCGAGGACUUCACUGACGAGCAGCUCAAGGACUUUGUCUGGAACACCCUCAAGUCUGGCAACGUUGUCCCCGGCUACGGCCAUGCCGUCCUUCGCAAGACCGACCCCCGCUACACCUGCCAGCGCGAGUUUGCCCUCAAGCACCUUGGUGAUGACAAGCUGUUCCGCCUUGUGAGCAAGCUGUACGAGAUUGUGCCCGACAUUCUUCUUGAGCAGGGCAAGGCCGCCAACCCCUGGCCCAACGUCGAUGCCCACAGCGGUGUCCUUCUCCGCCACUACGGUUUCAACGAGCAGAACUUCUACACUGUCCUCUUUGGCGUCUCCCGCGCCCUUGGCGUCCUUCCUUCCCUCGUCUGGGACCGCGCGCUCGGCCUCCCUAUUGAGCGCCCCAAGUCCAUGAGCACCAAGGCGCUCAAGGAGUUUGUUGCCAAGCUGUAAUCGUCCCCCCCCCCCACUGUUGUCGUUGUCGUUGUUGUGAUUGUCCCUUUUGUGCCUUUGUUGGUGCUUUCCCUCCCUCUCCACCAUGAUCUCGUCUCUCCUCCCCUCCCCUCCCUUGCCUUCUCUGUUCCCACCCUUGUCACGAUGUCAUUCAUGUCGUCAAUCUAGAGCCUUCCUUCCCGCGCAUCCAUCCAUCCAUCCAUACAAUGCGCGAAAGCGCAGACCCGUG
Molecule: messenger RNA, 1794 nt
Organism: Salpingoeca rosetta
Lineage: Eukaryota; Choanoflagellata; Craspedida; Salpingoecidae
Product: citrate synthase
Exons: 6
Coding region: 189-1565 (458 amino acids)
Biological process (GO): citrate metabolic process; carbohydrate metabolic process; tricarboxylic acid cycle
Cellular component (GO): mitochondrial matrix
Source: RefSeq, a predicted model, not a curated record